UCGAUCCAAAAUGGCAGCGCACUGGUAACGGACAUCGAGAAACGCAACAUCUGAUCACAAGUCAAAAGAGGGGUCAUUAAGUAAUUGUUAAAAUGUCGUCGAAAAAAUUCAAAGUCCCUUCGUCUGCAAGACGCCACAUCAAAAUUGAACAGUUCACUCAGUUUGUGAGUUCAAGUCGGUUACGCCAUGUUCAGAGUGUUAUUGCAAAAAAGGACAACAUGGAUGGGAUCCUCUGCCUUGCUGGUAUUGAUAGCCGAUACAAUGAAGGAAGUCUGGAGCUACUCAAUUACCUUUUGUUUGGAUUUUUUGAUGUUCGGAAAGAUGAACUUGAAAAAUCUGGUUUUGCUGAAGAAGUUAUUGAUGAUUUGAUGAUACUAGUGUGCAGGGAGCAUGCUGAGAUCUACUGCAACCCAGUCAACUACCACUAUCUUCUCCCAUAUGUCAGUCACUGGCCUUCUGUUCAGUUCCAUUGUUUGGCUGACAAUGAGUAUGAAGGUGAAGAUGAUGAUGCUUCAGAAGAGUUCAAGAUCAAGUCCCUGAUUGCUAUGGUUUCUAACUGCAAGGUUAUAGGAAUCCCGUACAGUGGAAGAGCUGGAGUGCUAUCAAAAUCAAGUGCUCCCUUCAAUCCUAUGGCUGUGGAAAAGUGGCCUAUCAUUCAAGCCUUUGCAUUAGAGGAUUUCGGAGGUGGAGGGUUUUUCACUCUCAAACAUGAGGUUUGUGAUGUAAGCCAAGAGCUUUACAGAAUCUACAACUACCAAGACCCUGUGACUAUGGAGAUACUUUUGACUGAGCACUUCCCAUUGAUGUCAAGACAGUGGGAGAACAUGAUGAAGUGUGUGCAGAUAGCCCUGACUGAGCCUGUGUCACCUCUGCUUCCAGCCAAGAAAAUAGCAGAGCCCCUGAAAAGUUACUUCAACCAUGGACUUGUGGGGCAGAAGGGCAGGGAGGGUAGGAAGCCCUUUGUUCUAGUCGAUAGCGAGGCUGAUAAAAAGCAACUGAGGAGAGUUCAGGCUGGUGAAGACUGUGGAGAUCCCACAGACGUGAAGCUUGAUGCACUCUCCACACACACAGUGAUGUGUCAAGCUGUUUCCCCACAUAGUCCGCUUGUGUGUGCAAGGACUUACUUCCUCACCAGCCACCCUUACAAAAUCUUGACAGGAAAUGGAGGGCAGCAGGAGUCAAGUUCCUCUCAUCUGGAUCUCAGGUCAGCUCAAAUUACUAUUUAUUCAGCUUUUUGUUUAUCUGACUUGUGUCUUUUCUUUGCUUAGACACUACACCUAAUCCCAGAUACGGCAUAAAACAUGUGUAGUUUCACUCCGAAGAAAGAACAUAAUUUUAAGAAAUACUCGAAUAUUACUUUUUUUGGUCUUUUUUGGGUGUGGAGGGGUACGAAUUUCUUCAUAUGAACCGUCAAACUAUAUGGAUAUCUGGAGCCGGCUGAGAUACGUUAAUAGUCCACUUUCACAUCAACUAUUUCUUAUAUAUUAUACACCCCUGCGCUUCUGGCGAAGGGGUUACAUAUCCUGUCUGACAUAGCAUAGGACCGUGAAAACCCUCGCUGAGAGGUCUUUAGAAUGGCUUUUUGAAAAAUCCAAUGGCGUUCUAAUUUGUAUGAAACCAUUGUAAAGCAGGUAAAUAGUUUAAGCAAAGGGCAGUUUCACCCCCCCCCCCUUUCCCCCCUUUUCUCCCACCCUAAAAGAGAUUUCUUGGAAACGCUCUUAAUUCUUUAAGUGUAUAAUAUUAUUAAGUGGGACGGUUUCAAUGUUGAAUUGUUUUCAUCACGAUUCCUUCAUGUCUUUUGUUGGUGACUUGAAACAUUGUUUCUCUCUUAUUUCAUUUUUCAACAAGAACAUUCUCUAUUUAAGAUCUGAAUCAACUGUAGACCUUUAGUUGGAUUGUUCAUUCAGUGUUUAAAUUUUCACCCAUUUUCUUUGCGGUUUCCUAGCAUCUUCAAUGAAGUUAAUGAGAACUUUUACUGAACUUGUUUUUUUCCUUCUGCAGUGGAUCUAUGUGUCUAUUACUUAUUCAUAGUUGGAAAAUACACCCUUUUUAGCCCUGCUGCCACGCUGCAACCACAUUGUUAACGGUGUCAUAAAAACUAAGUUGAUAUGACGAACUCGGUGGCAUUUAAUGCGGGACGCGUGAACGAUUUCCGUCUUUAUAUUCUUAGCAUGACGCUCCCAGUCUAAAUACACACAUAUGAUAUCAAUUUUUAAUCUACCAUUUUGUCCAAAGUCACACGUCUAUACUCUGACUAGUAUUCUUUCAAAGCUGCUUUGCCUGUCCCUUCGAGAUCCAGAAAGUCAUCCCAAAUGAGCCGUGUAGUUUUUUUAAAGGAAAAAUGCAAUUUAGUUCUCAGAGGUGCAAGACUUAAUUGCCUUUCCAAUGUCGUCUAUUGCCUCUUACUUUAAAAAUGCUCUCUGUCGCAACACUCUUUCCGGGCUACAUUUAAGAGAGAAAUUUGUUCACUUUUAGCGCCCUCACUUCCCUCUAGCUUUCUGUUCGCUCGUGGAACGUCUGUUUAAAGAAGUCAAUCUUCUUCCCUCCCCCGUUCCUUUCACGACAACAUCAAAAACGCUCUUCAUCGACCGAGUUACCUCUUCGAUUUUUUCGUCCGUUCGGGUGAAUGAAAUUAAAUGAAUCCAAUUACUGUAUGCUUUUCAUGCUACGAGUGUUUUCGGAAGUUUGUUUUUUCUUGUCCGGUCUCUUAGCUUUUCUCUUUUCUUUUCUUUUCUUUUCUUUUCUAAAUAUAACCCUUUCUCUCUGCCUCUUCCCGUCUUUCUUUUCUUUUUCCUUUCAAGGUAAAGGAAGUGCAAAAUGUUGCAUUCAGCCUGAAGUUGACAUGGAAUGAUUGAUAGUAUGGAGCCACGUUAUUAUCUAGUUGAUCUGAGUAUUGUAUGUUUGUCUGUGUUUGUUUGUGGGUGCGCAUGUGGGUGUGUGAGAGAGAGAG
This is a messenger RNA of Aplysia californica (California sea hare), 2950 nucleotides long. RefSeq lists its product as uncharacterized. The transcript is spliced from 15 exons. Lineage: Eukaryota; Metazoa; Mollusca; Gastropoda; Aplysiida; Aplysiidae. Bases 93 to 1268 code for a protein of 391 amino acids. The record is from RefSeq and is a predicted model, not a curated record.